AUGCCUACCACCAAUAUCCUUCAUGUGCGGCUCGCACAGUACAGUUUCUGUAACGCAUCCUUCUUACCCAAGGUUACGUUCAUUCGGCAAUAUCCAACCAAGAAGACAAGCAAAGUAGAACACUAUGCGCGACGUGCCUCGGAGCUAAUCACCGGCACGGCGGCGUCCGUGCCUCGACCUACGAAUACUGCGUGGCUGCGAUUGGACACUACGACUACUGUACUACUGCUUUACGACUACGACACGGGCGCGGCGUGCCUCGGAGCUGAUCACCGGCACGGCGGCGCUUAAUGCACGGAUUACUGCAAUGCUGCUAAGUUCGAAGGCUUGUGCGGAGCGAGUUGAAGAGGAUUGCCGCUGUACCGCUCUAGCAGAUGGCAUUUUUGGACUUUUAAGUGGUGCGGUGGUUUGAACAUGUGUAUUUUAGCGCUGACGGACUUCGGUAGUGCGG
Molecule: messenger RNA, 451 nt
Organism: Phytophthora nicotianae INRA-310
Lineage: Eukaryota; Oomycota; Peronosporomycetes; Peronosporales; Peronosporaceae
Exons: 2
Coding region: 1-291 (96 amino acids)
Source: RefSeq, a predicted model, not a curated record